Messenger RNA from Rhipicephalus microplus (southern cattle tick), 1648 nucleotides. RefSeq names its product BTB/POZ domain-containing protein 6. Gene Ontology annotation, cellular component: cytosol. Gene Ontology annotation, molecular function: protein binding. Gene Ontology annotation, biological process: neurogenesis. The record is from RefSeq and is a predicted model, not a curated record. Lineage: Eukaryota; Metazoa; Arthropoda; Arachnida; Ixodida; Ixodidae.
CCAUUGUUAUCAUCUUUUGCAAUCCUCUCCCGCCCCCUCACCUCCCGUUCAAUUGCACUGUUUCCAAAGUGCGGCCUGCGGAUACGGCGCUUGCUUCACUGGACGGCAGUCGUUUGCUUAGCUGCUGUGACAAAGGGAUGACCGGAUACUGCUAUUCAUGUAACAAGAGAAGGGGAAGCUGCAGUUACUGCUGUCACUGUCCAGCCCGCCACCAGGAAUUUGGGACACAAGUUGAAAUGAGUACCGAGGUGUUUUCUCUCUCCGAGUGUCUGAAUUCUGGCGAACUUGCCGACGUGGAGAUUGUGGUGGACUGCUCCCACUUCCCGGGCACGAAGGCAACCUUCAAGGCCCACAAAAUGAUUCUGGCUGUACAGAACGAAGUGUUCAAGGUCAUGUUUUACGGUGACUUUGCCAAGGAGGACCGCGUAGUCAUCACUGACUUGCAUCCGCAAGGCAUCAGAGGCCUCUUGAGGUACUUCUACACCGGACGCCUAGAAGUGGCUAACGGGCAUCAGGCCGCAUGCACCCGCACCGCGGCAGCCAAGUACCUCGUUCCGAAACUGGAGGAGAAAUGCCUGUCGUACGUGAAAGGCCACAUGAAGCUGGAUGACGUGUGUCCUAUCCUGGACUACGUUCUCAUAAUGGGCGAAGAAAACCUGCUUGACCACGCCAGCGCACUCAUCAGUCGGGACACUCUCGGCGUGAUUGGAUCGUCGGCGUUUCCCCACUCCACAGAGCUCACCGUAAAAUUCGUCCUCCGCCACGCGGCCAAUGCCCCCGAAAUAUCGGUGGUAAAAGCGGUGUACACGUGGGCGUGUAGUACCAGGACUCGCGGUGUACCAGGACUCACGACGAACGAUAAAGAGCUGGACAUUCGCCCGCUUAUGCUGCCGCUGUUUCCCGAGCUGCGAUUCCUGGCGCUGACGUCGACAGAGUUCGUCGAAGGCCCCUUGGCGUGGAAAAUCUUCACCGCGGACGAAGCCUUAGCUAUAUUGAGCAACAUCGUCAAAGCAGGCUCGAUGGUCAUGCCGAAAGGAUUUUGCCAGAUCCGGCAGGCGCGCGCACCCACUCCUAAAACGUCCAUGCGCACGCCCGUACGAGGCCAGGUUUCCGGCUCACGAGGGGCUAGUUCCUUAAAUGUCCACCACGUGCCGCAUGAAGUGCAUGAAGUUGAAUCCUUAAUUCGGCCCGCUCGCUUAUAUGUCCUACGGUGAUGACAUUGGACGUUGCCGACCUGUACUCUUGGGCACUGCGCCGUGCUCCCGACCGGGUUGCAGAACUUAGGUGCCUUUUAUCAUCUCCUAACCACUACCACCACCACCGCCCACCCCUCAUGGUGGGAACCAAAAAAUAGCGCCCCGUGAGCCGGCCGGUGUAGAGUAUGCGAAUAUGUUCCGGACCGGCCAUGAACGGUUUUUCAGACUGAGGACUUCUGUCUUUCUUUGGCUGUUUGUGUAAACAAAAAGUCUACUCGUCAACAAAGGUGGUAGUGUAACGAUCGAUAGAUUCACGGCUCGUCUGUGCUAGAGAAUGGUACUAAUCAAGAUGUACACUCUUGGUAAAAAUGUUCGUGUGAGCGUACUAAGCGUACGACUUGUUAAAUGUUCGUCGCAUGUGUCAAUAAAUGAUUGCCACGUAAGAGUUCCUA